This is a messenger RNA of Mandrillus leucophaeus (drill), 4413 nucleotides long. It is a transcript of the gene RPS6KA2, whose product is annotated as ribosomal protein S6 kinase, 90kDa, polypeptide 2. The transcript is spliced from 25 exons. The record is from RefSeq and is a predicted model, not a curated record. Gene Ontology annotation, molecular function: magnesium ion binding; ATP binding; ribosomal protein S6 kinase activity. Lineage: Eukaryota; Metazoa; Chordata; Mammalia; Primates; Cercopithecidae. Gene Ontology annotation, biological process: intracellular signal transduction; protein phosphorylation. The coding region runs from base 385 to 2862 and encodes 825 amino acids.
AAUUCGAAGCUGCAAGUGCAGCGUUUACUCUGCCAAAGUCGCAGUACAGAUUCUGAAGCCGCAGCGCCGUCCCCUCCUUUCCUCGCCCCAGCCUGAGCGGGAAGCGGCAGCAGCUCCCCAGAGCCCUGGCUUGGCAGGGAAGGGACGGGCACCCGGGCAGCCAUAUUGCAGCCCCCCGGGUCCCUCCUCCUGGGCAGCUGCGGGCCCCACACUCACGACCUCCUUUGGGAGCCGGAUCUGUCCUCUCCAUCGCCGCCACCCGCCAGCCUCUGCGUCCCUUGGCUUCUGACAUCCCUUCUGGCCAUCCCCCUGUGCCGGUCGGAGCCUCUAUUUAUUUCCUUUCUUACUAUCAAUACUUGACCAGCAGAAAAGGAAAGUUUAAAAAUGCCGAUCGCACAGUUGCUGGAACUAUGGAAAAAAAUCGAGGUGGAGCCUAUGGAAAUAGAGACCACAGAGGAGGAUCUCAACGUGGAUGCUGAACCGGCCACAGAAGACACUGCAGAAGAAGGCAAAAGUGACUCAGCUGCCUCGAAGACAAAGGUAGCUGGAUCCACAGAGGAGGAAGGCAUUGUGAAGGAGAUUGACAUCAGCCAUCAUGUGAAGGAAGGCUUUGAGAAAGCAGACCCUUCCCAGUUUGAGUUGCUGAAGGUUUUAGGACAAGGAUCCUAUGGAAAGGUGUUCCUGGUGAGGAAGGUGAAGGGGUCCGAUGCUGGGCAGCUCUAUGCCAUGAAGGUCCUUAAGAAAGCCACUCUAAAAGUUCGGGACCGAGUGAGAUCGAAGAUGGAGAGAGACAUCUUGGCAGAAGUGAAUCACCCCUUCAUUGUGAAGCUCCAUUACGCCUUUCAGACAGAAGGAAAGCUCUACCUGAUCCUGGACUUCCUGCGGGGAGGGGACCUCUUCACCCGGCUCUCCAAAGAGGUCAUGUUCACGGAGGAAGAUGUCAAGUUCUACCUGGCUGAACUGGCCUUGGCUUUAGACCAUCUCCACGGCCUGGGGAUCAUCUACAGAGAUCUGAAGCCUGAGAACAUCCUCCUGGAUGAAGAGGGACAUAUUAAGAUCACAGAUUUCGGCCUGAGUAAGGAGGCCAUUGACCACGACAAGAGAGCGUACUCCUUCUGCGGGACAAUCGAGUACAUGGCCCCCGAGGUGGUGAACCGGCGCGGACACACGCAGAGCGCCGACUGGUGGUCUUUCGGCGUGCUCAUGUUCGAGAUGCUCACGGGGUCCCUGCCGUUCCAGGGGAAGGACAGGAAGGAGACCAUGGCCCUCAUCCUCAAAGCCAAGCUGGGGAUGCCGCAGUUUCUCAGUGGGGAGGCACAGAGUUUGCUGCGAGCUCUCUUCAAACGGAACCCCUGCAACCGGCUGGGUGCUGGCAUUGAUGGAGUGGAGGAAAUUAAGCGCCAUCCCUUCUUUGUGACCAUAGACUGGAACAAGCUGUUCCGGAAGGAGAUCAAGCCACCAUUCAAACCAGCAGUGGGCAGGCCUGAGGACACCUUCCACUUUGACCCCGAGUUCACAGCACGGACGCCCACAGACUCUCCUGGUGUCCCCCCGAGUGCAAAUGCUCAUCACCUGUUUAGAGGAUUCAGCUUUGUGGCCUCAAGCCUGAUCCAGGAGCCCUCACAGCAAGAUCUGCACAAAGUCGCAGUUCAUCCAAUUGUACAGCAGUUACACGGGAACAACAUCCACUUCACUGAUGGCUACGAGAUCAAGGAGGACAUCGGGGUGGGCUCCUACUCAGUGUGCAAGCGAUGUGUGCAUAAAGCCACUGACACCGAGUACGCUGUGAAGGUUUUGGAGAAGCCCAUGCAGGAGAAGGAGAGAAGACCGUGCAAGCUCAGUGGGGCCGGGUUUUCCCAGAAAGAAGCACAUGCCCCCUUCCGGUCCUGCGACUCACCCUCCCCACCCCUGCAGCCCCUUCCGGUCCUGCGACUCACCCUCCCCACCCCUGCAGCCCCUUCCGGUCCUGUGACUGUCCCUGUGCAGCUCUUUGGCACUGGGAGCCAGGACCACCCCCAAGCCACGGUGACGUGCGAUGAUGUGCGCGUCCCUGAGGCCCAUGUGCGCCCCUUCACUCCACAGGUCUAUGACGAUGGCAAGUUCGUGUACCUGGUGAUGGAGCUGAUGCGUGGCGGGGAGCUCCUGGACCGCAUCCUCCAGCAGAGAUACUUCUCAGAGCGUGAGGCCAGUGACGUCCUGUGCACCAUCACCAAGACCAUGGACUACCUCCAUUCCCAGGGGGUUGUUCAUCGAGACCUGAAGCCGAGUAACAUCCUGUACAGGGAUGAGUCGGGGAGCCCGGAAUCCAUCCGAGUCUGUGACUUCGGCUUUGCCAAGCAGCUGCGUGCGGGGAACGGGCUGCUCAUGACGCCCUGCUACACGGCCAACUUCGUGGCCCCGGAGGUCCUGAAGCGUCAAGGCUACGAUGCGGCGUGUGACAUCUGGAGUUUGGGAAUCCUGUUGUACACCAUGCUGGCAGGAUUUACCCCUUUUGCAAAUGGGCCAGACGAUACCCCUGAGGAGAUUUUGGCGCGGAUCGGCAGUGGGAAGUAUGCCCUUUCUGGGGGAAACUGGGACUCCAUAUCUGAAGCAGCCAAAGACGUCGUGUCCAAGAUGCUCCACGUGGACCCUCAUCAGCGCCUGACAGCGAUGCAAGUGCUCAAACACCCCUGGGUGGUCAACAGAGAGUACCUGUCCCAAAACCAGCUCAGCCGACAGGACGUACACCUGGUGAAGGGCGCGAUGGCCGCCACCUACUUUGCUCUAAACAGAGCACCUCAGGCCCCGCGGCUGGAGCCCGUGCUGUCGUCCAACCUGGCUCAGCGCAGAGGCAUGAAGAGACUCACGUCCACGCGGCUGUAGCAGGUGGGACCCUGGCCCCAGCGUCCCCCGCCAGCGUCCUCGUGGGCUCGCAGACCCCGGCCUCGGAGCCCAUCUGGCACCCAGAGUGACCACAAGUCCAGCAGGGAGGCGGCGCCCGCCCUCGCCGUGUCCGUGUUUUCUUUUUCAACCCCGGAGAGGGUCCUGACCCGGGGGCUUCUCCAAGCCUCACUGCGCCAGCCUCGCCGCCCGCUCUCUUUUCUCCCAAGCAAAACCAAAUGCGCCCCUUCACCUCACGUGCCCGUGCGAGGCCGGGGGCUUCUUUCAGAACCCGCGGGUCUUCUCAUAUCACGGCUUCUUUUCUGCCAAGAGAUCUGUGUUCCAAUUAUGAAGCCGGUCGGUUUAGUCAGACUUGCGCUGCCGACGUCCCGGGUACCCGGUGGGAAAGUGGCAGUGCAAAGGCGCAGCCGUCGGUGGUUGCAGGGCCCUAGAGGGCUGGGGUGACCUGGUAUCCUGGGGCUCCCCACGGGCUGGAUGAGGGGGUUGGCACUGUGGCGUCCAGGGGGAGACGCCUGGUUCUGCCCAAAAUAAUCCAAAGAGCCGUUUCCUCCUCGCCCUUCAGUUUCUGCCUGAGGUGCUGGGUAGCCCAUCCUAUCCUCUGUCCCAAAUUCAAAGGAGGAGUAAGAGCCCAGGCGACAGCAAGGUGGGCUGGAUCUUUGCCUUGAGAGCUCCGUGUCACCACGGAUGGAAGGGGGCGCCUCCCGGAGGAGCCUGUGUCCACCUCCAGUCUUGGCUUUCCCCCGGGGGCCAAGCGCACUGGGCUGCCCUUGGUCCCCAGCUCCGGUGGUCACACAGCUACCUGGAGGCUUUGCAGGGAGCCGUGGGUUCUCACGCCUUCUCAGCCCUGUGUCAGCUUCCUGUGUGCUCACCCAAAGCCGUGGUUCUGCUGUGUUCACUUCGAUUUUUCUGGUCUACGGAGAAACUGUGAAUUUGAGAAAUGGAGCUCUGUGGCUUCCCACCCAGUCCUUCUCAGUCCAACUGGAGGCUGGAGGGAGACGCAGGCCCCACCCAGCAGACUAAGGGGCAGGGGCACAGGUCGGAGGGCAGCGGAGAUCAGCGUGGACAGGAGCGAUGCACUUUGUAGAUGCUGUGGCUUUGUGUUGCGUUUUGUGUCUCUGUUGCACAGAUCUGUUUUCACACAGAUCCGUAUACCCUGGGGUGUGCACACAGGGUGGGUGUGGGGCAUUUAGGCCAUGCUGUGCUCUCCUUCAUUGAGUAAAAUCAAGUGAGAGGUUCCAGGCAGGAGGCUUGACGCCCAGUCCAGCCCGCAGAGGGAACACACGGGUCCUUCAUUCUCCCGUAAGGGUGUUGAAGAUGCUCCCCGGCGGCCGCCAAGCCAGGGUACCCAGCAAGUGGACUGGGUGGGAGGGGGCGCCGCUCACCCCCUCACCCUGCAUUACUGAAGAGCCCCGCGUCUGCAGCAAGCGGAGCUUCAGGAGGCCUCCACUGGCCACAGCCAGGUUUUCCCUAAGAAAAUGUUAUUGUGUUGGGAUUUGUUCCCCCUCCAUCUCGAUUCUAGUACCCAACUAAAAA